This is a messenger RNA of Linum trigynum, 414 nucleotides long. NCBI's taxonomy places the organism in Eukaryota, Viridiplantae, Streptophyta, Magnoliopsida, Malpighiales, Linaceae. The record is from the annotation of a GenBank genome assembly.
AUGGAAGAUCUCGAAGGCGACGAUCUGAAUCUCAGCUUGUCCAUCCCCACCUCAUCAUCGUCGACGACGACGAACGGCAGCCCGAAUCACGACGGCGGAAACAUCAAGGGGAAGAUCUUCCGUCUCCUCCAAAUGCGCGAGCAGAUAAUCAAGCGGCCGCGAACUGACACGACCCAUCAUCGGAAAUCUCCUCCGCCAGCAGAGGACGAAAACGACGGCGGGAGCAAGGAGGGACUCCACCUGAUACACUCGCUCCUCAUCGCCGCCACGGCGGUCGACGAGGGGAACUCCGAUUCCGCCCUCGAGAACCUCGCCGAGCUCUACCGGACCGUGUCGCUGGUGGGCGUCUCUGUUCAGCGGGUCGUCGACUCGUCGCCCACUUCGCCGACGGAUUGUACAAACAAAAAAAUAUAA